This is a messenger RNA of Exophiala aquamarina CBS 119918, 2481 nucleotides long. Its product is annotated as allantoicase. Gene Ontology annotation, molecular function: GTPase binding. NCBI's taxonomy places the organism in Eukaryota, Fungi, Ascomycota, Eurotiomycetes, Chaetothyriales, Herpotrichiellaceae. Bases 1 to 2481 code for a protein of 826 amino acids. The transcript has 3 exons. The record is from RefSeq and is a predicted model, not a curated record.
AUGGAUCGCGUAGAUCCGACUUCAGAUCCCGACUCUCCUCCAUCGUCUCCGGAAACCCCUCGAAAAUUACCUGAUGAUCUCCCAACUUCCCUCGAUGACCGCCGUUCCUUUCCUAGCUAUGGAGGAGAGACUGAGAUGUACGAUGGCUGGCAAGGAUCUUCCCAGUAUAUCACUGCCCCGACCCCUGCCAAGCCAAUUGCUUUCGACCUCCACUUGGAUACACCGGCUUAUGAUGAAGAAGAGACCUUUGCGCGACUGCAAGACAGCGAUUCUCGCCUGAUGGAGAUGGUAGCGGCACAGGCCCACCACCGGGAAGAUGGCAGUCCCGGGCAAGAUGAAGAUGCAAUUGCCACGGACCAGAAACUGUCGCGUGACGAGAAAAGCGCGAUUCUACAAAAGAGCCUUAACAUGGCCGCAAGCAACGGAGAUGUGGCACGAAUUCAGAAGCUGGUCGGAGGGCGAGCGAAGGAAUUCGUGGACGUCAACCAGCCCGACGAAGAAGGGACGGUUCCACUGAUCUAUGCCAGUUGCUUCGGACAUUUGGAUGUUGUGGCAGCGCUGGUGGAUGCUGGAGCUGUGGUAGACAAGCAGGAUCAAAACCAGUGGAGUGCUUUGAUGUGGGCAAUGACCAACCGACACAAGCAGAUCUCUAAACUCCUGUUGGAUCAUGGUGCCAAUCCCGAUAUCAAAUCAUCGUCGGGUGGAACUGCCCUGGACUUUGUUCAGCCUGGUUCGGACUUCUCCCACUACUUGCACGAAAAUGGCUAUCACUUUGGCAUGUCCAGCCUUGGUGAUGAUUUCUAUAACUCUGGCUUCUCGCAAGACCGUUUUGAGGAAGAAAUGGCCGAGAACGAAAUGAAGCGACGGAUGCUGAUGCAGGAAAGUGCCACCAAUCUUGAAGUGGAUCUUUCUACCCUCGGCUUUGAUGAAGGCCCAGAGUCACCCACCGAUGUCGAAUCUGACGAGGAAGAAUUCAUUUGGGAUCGCUGCGUUGGCGAUCAGAUGUUUGUUUUUCAAACCGAUCAACUCGAUCCCAUCUUUGACCUUAUCAUCACUGGAAUGACACCUCAGCGGUCUCCCUCCCAGAAGCCUGUCCCUGCAAACCUCAUCUUCUUGAUGGCUCGAUAUGCACAUUAUCACAUGACUAGAACCCUUUUAGAAGAGGUGUUGGAGAAAGCGAUGGACCGGAUCAACGACGUCAUUGAGAGAUAUCAAUGGGAUAUGACCAUGCUCGCCUUUUGGGUAUCGAAUUCGACCUUGCUCCUCCACUACCUGAAAAAGGAUGCUGGAUUAGUCCUGGCUACGUCCAAGUAUCAACUAGAGUUGGCGGAGCUCAUCAACGAGAUAUUCAUUCUCAUCAUCCGAGAUGCAGAGCGAAGAAUGAACAAAAUCCUCGAUGUGGCCAUGUUAGAUCAUGAGACAAUCCCUGGCCUCGACGAUAUUGCCUUCCAAGGUGAAUGGAAAGUCUUCAAGUCGAAGCCCAAAGCGAAAGAAGAGGCGCCCGACAAACGAUUUCGACCUCCUUCACCCAAAAGGCGCGCCCAAAUUUCACCUCGGAACAUUACUUCUCUGCUAUCAUCGACCCUGUUCGUACUUGAUCUGUACGACGUGCAUUCUGUGAUCACUGCGCAGAUAUUGGCACAACUUUUGUACUGGAUCGGAGCAGAACUCUUCAAUCGUGUUAUGACCACGAGAAAAUAUCUGUCACGGACCAAAGCCAUGCAAAUCCGCAUGAAUGUCUCUGUGAUUGAAGACUGGGCACGGGCUAAUAAUCGACAGCCAGAGCACUAUGAAAAUGGAUCUACGAUUUCGACAGGGGAGAACACUGUAGAUGCAGCUAGACGUCACCUUGCGCCAAUCAUUCAGCUUCUUCAGUGGCUGCAGUGUUUUAGUUCUCUCGGGGAAGAUCACGACUCUCUAGUGGGGACUCUGGUUCAGUUACAACGAUUAACGCCCACACAGUUAAUUAGUGCUGUCAAAAAUUACCGCGCAGAGGUGGGAGAGAAGAGCCUUCUCAAAUUACAUAUGAAGUUCCUGGUUCAACUCCAAAGAGGUGAACAGUCCUUGAUCAGAAGGCCCCUGACACCCAUGGUGGAGGCUUCAGAAACAGGCACUUCGACGCCAACCAAGGAGAACGGAGCACUAGUUGCAAAGCCUCCGAUCACCCCACAGGGGCCUUCUAUGCCUUCCGCAGCGUCUCCAGUUGAGCCAGAUGCUGAAUCGCCAUCGAGCCGCAAUGCGUUGACCUUGGACCAAUCUUUGAUGCUUCCAUUCUCACUUCCCACUUCAACAGAUAUGCUGAUCUCCUAUGGGGCUGGAAUUGGGGGAACAAAUCGAGAGCAAGCAAGGAAAUAUAUUCCUACUGUUCCAACCGAGGUUCUCAGCAAAUUGAAUUUGGACGGUGAAGGAACUAGACGACGAGGAGCAAGCGUGGGCACAAUUGGCACGACAGCACAAGGAUGGCAGAGUGGUGUGAUAUAA